AUGGAUAAUUCAUGUGAAUCUAAUGUUCCAUCAGUAAUACAUCUAUGCACGGGAAAUGAACUAGCUUUAAACCAUCUAUCAUCGUCUUACGAAAAUUCAGUUUUAGAAUUUAUCAAUGAAUCAGAUAAACAGAAAUUCAUUGUAGACUGUUAUGUAAACGAUGAUACUUCAAAAAUGAAAUUUGAGAUAUCCGAUUUACCAACUAGAUCAGGAAAAUUAAAUGUUGAUAACGAUAAUGAUAACGAUGAUCAUAGGGAAGAGUGGAAUAACCAGUGUGAUUUUUUUCUAUCAGUACUUGGUUAUGCAGUUGACUUAGCAAAUGUUUGGCGAUUUCCAUAUGUAUGCUUUACUAAUGGUGGCGGUGCUUUCCUAAUUCCCUACUUUAUUGUGAUGAUUUGCAGUGCAACACCAAUGUUCUACUUGGAAUUGAUUUUAGGCCAAAAACAUCGUCGUGGAGCUAUUUCUCUUUGGGAUAUAUGUCCUAUGUUUCGAGGUGUUGGUAUUGCUCAAGUAAUCAUAUCCUAUAUAGUUGCAUUCUAUUAUAAUACAAUAUCUGCAUGGUCACUAUACUUUUUAUUUGUAUCCAUUACGGAUAUUCUACCAUGGACCUAUUGUGAUCAACGAAGGGGUAAUAGUAUUAAUUGCGUGAAUUUUACGUAUUUACAAAACUUAUCUAAUUUUAUUUCCAAUGACGAAAAUGAUUUAUUACAACAGAAAAAUUAUAGUCUUGCUUCAAUUGAAUAUUUUGAACGUGUUGUUUUGAAAUUACAGCAAAGUACUGGUUUAGAAGAUCUUGGACCAAUUAGAUGGCAAUUAGUAGGAUGUACUAUAUUCAUAUUUAGUAUACUAUUUGCAUCAAUGAGGAAUGGAGUGAAAACAUCGGGCAAGGUUGUGUAUGUGACUGCAUUACUUCCAUAUUUAUUGUUGAGUAUACUUUUAAUUAAUGGAUUGACGCUGAAUGGUUCCUAUAAUGGAAUUUGGUACUUUAUUAAACCGCGCUUUGAUAAAUUAUCAGAAAUGACGGUUUGGGCGAAUGCAGCUAUUCAAAUAUUUUUUUCAACUGGAGCAGGAUUCGGUGCACAUAUCGCUUAUGCAACGUAUAAUCCUAGACGGUACAAUUGUUACAGAGAUUGUUUGAUCACUUCAUUUGUGAAUGCUUCUACAAGUUUAUUUGCUGGCGUUACUGUAUUCGCUUAUCUUGGUUAUUUGGCUCAUCUUACUCAUACUACAGUACAAACUGUAACAGGAGAAGGUCCAGGAUUGGUAUUUCAAGUUUAUCCAUUAGCUAUUGGAACUUUACCUUUCGCACCAUUAUGGGCAACAAUAUUCUUUCUGUUACUUAUAAUGCUCGGAUUAGACAGUGGAGAUCUAAAGUCAAAUAAUUGCCUCGAAAAUCUGCUCGUGAUCUCAAUAAAAGUUCAACAGUUUCCACAACCGAAUGCUGAAAUUUAUAUUAGUAUAUUUGUAUUUGUUACAAAUAUUUACUUUUAUGAUUAAG
This is a messenger RNA of Schistosoma curassoni, 1498 nucleotides long. The record is from the annotation of a GenBank genome assembly. NCBI's taxonomy places the organism in Eukaryota, Metazoa, Platyhelminthes, Trematoda, Strigeidida, Schistosomatidae.